AUGUCCGAUGAGCCUACCGAUCCCACGGCCAAUGAAGCGAAUGAUUCUGAGCAACAGGACUCCGAUCUAAAUGACCCCACCGACACCGAAGAGGACGAAAUCGCCCUCCCGGAUGAUCUCAACCAGUUAAUCCAGGGGUUCCUAUCCUCAAUCACUGCAGACGGCAACCUUACCCAGUCUUUCGCUCCUUAUCGCCCUCCCCCACCGGUAGUAGCCUCCAGUGACCGAGCCCUCCAAAAUUAUCUAUUUCAAAUGCAGCUUGUGGCGGGCAUUCCACCGCACCAAAUUGUGCCGAUGCUAUCAGCCCCGCCAUCUCGACGUGGCAUGGGCCCCGUUGCGUUGCUCUUCCGCGACGAUGGUUGCAGAAUUCCUAUCAUCCCACGGGUAAGUUUCCGUGGUACCUUGAUGCCGCUUUUCUACCAAGGACAUGAUCCAGCGAGAACUGGAAGUUCGACUGACGGGGAUAUUGAUGGGACUACCAUGGGUUCACCCAGCUCAGAUAGUUCAGGAAGCUUUGAAAUUCCCCAGGUCUCUGACGACAUCGAAGUCUACAUGGAUUCGGACGCACAGGAAGAGGUGGAUACACAGGAAGACGAGGACACAGAGGAAGACGUGAACACACAGGAAGACGUGGACAUGCAGGAAGAGAUGGAUACGCAGGAGGAUGGAAACCAGCAACGCUAA
Molecule: messenger RNA, 684 nt
Organism: Penicillium subrubescens
Lineage: Eukaryota; Fungi; Ascomycota; Eurotiomycetes; Eurotiales; Aspergillaceae
Exons: 2
Coding region: 1-684 (227 amino acids)
Source: RefSeq, a predicted model, not a curated record